Molecule: messenger RNA, 273 nt
Organism: Suillus discolor
Lineage: Eukaryota; Fungi; Basidiomycota; Agaricomycetes; Boletales; Suillaceae
Exons: 1
Biological process (GO): protein phosphorylation
Molecular function (GO): ATP binding; protein kinase activity
Source: RefSeq, a predicted model, not a curated record
CAUCACGCCCUCUGGAAGGGAGGUGUACUUCAUCGGGAUGUCAGCCCUAGCAACCUCAUGGUGUACCACUUACGCGGUCAAUACAUAGGCAUUCUCAAUGACUAUGACUUAUUGUCGUUUGAAUGUGAUGGUUCCAGGGGCCUCAAGCGCAUAGGAACGGUACCAUUCAUGGCGGUAAACCUCCUUUCACUAGCAGCCAUGGCAGGCAAAGUUGAGCAUGUGUAUGCGCAUGAUGCUGAAUCAUUGAUCUGGGUCCUCACUUGGGUCUGUCUU